AAUACCUUCACAGAAGUUAAAUACAACUUCUGAGAACUAUUUGCAUCUCAACCUCCCAAUGAAGCAAUCUGCAGAGCUAGUGUUCAUCCCAUCACCAGGCAUUGGCCACCUCGUGUCAACGGUGGAGGUCGCAAAGCUCCUGGUUCGAGAUGACCAACUCUCCAUCACCGUCCUCAUCAUAAAGUUUCCGUUCAGCUCAGACCCCAUUGAUCACUACAUUGAGUCCUUCGCGGACUCUCCCAUAUCACAGCGGAUCAAGUUCAUCAACCUACCACAGCAAAACAUCGACAUGCAAGGUAAUAGGACCAUCAACUUCUUCAACUUCAUUGACAAUCAGCAGACCCACGUUAGAAAUGUUGUCGCCAAACUCAUCGAGUCCAAGCCCAAGACUCGACUCGCCGGGUUUGUCAUUGACAUGUUCUGUACCGCCAUGAUCAACGUCGCCAACGAAUUUGCAGUGCCUACCUUCGUGUUCUUCACGUCCAGCGCGGCCUCGCUCGGGCUAAUGUUCCACCUUCAAACACUUCGUGACGAUCACAACCAGAACUGUAUUGAGUUCAAGGACUCGACUGCAGAGUUGGUGAUUCCAAGUUUCAUUCACCCCUUGCCUGCUGCUAAAGUUCUACCCGGUAUACUUUUUGAAAAGGAGGGCGGUGACGGAUUCGUCAACUUGGCGAAAAGGUUUAGAGAUGUCAAGGGUAUUUUGAUAAACACAUUCUCGGAGCUGGAGUCGCAUGCACUUCUAUCUCUUAGCUCUGACGGUAAGAUCCCACCGGUGUAUCAUGUAGGACCCGUACUCAACGUGGAGAGCGAUGAGAAGAACGACCAAGUGGAUUCGAAGCAGUCGAAGGAGAAGUCUGAAAUCAUGAAAUGGCUCGAUGAUCAGCCUCCGUCGUCUGUAGUGUUUUUGUGCUUCGGGAGCAUGGGAAGCUUCAGAGAAGAGCAGGUGAAAGAGAUUGCCCGUGCAUUAGAGCACGGUGGGUUUCGGUUUUUGUGGUCACUACGUCAACCACCACAAGAGGGAAAGGUCCUUCCCAGCGAUUAUGUCAAUCACGAAGGGGUGUUACCGGAAGGCUUCCUUGAUCGAACGGCGGGAGUCGGAAAAGUUAUAGGGUGGGCGCCACAAGUUCCGAUCUUAAGGCAUCCAGCGGUGGGAGGUUUCGUCUCCCAUUGUGGAUGGAAUUCCACCCUCGAGAGCUUGUGGUUUGGAGUGCCGGUGGCCACCUGGCCCUUAUAUGCCGAGCAACAACUAAAUGCAUUCAAGUUAUUGAAGGAACUAAGGAUAGCCGUGGAAAUUGAUAUGAGUUACAGAAAGGAUGGCCCAGUUGUUGUGAGUUCACAGAAAAUUGAGAGCGGAAUAAAGGAUUUGAUGGAGCUCGACAGUGAUACAAGGAAAAGGGUGAAACAAAUGAGUGAUAAUGGCAAGAAGGCUUUGAUGGAUGGGGGGUCAUCUUAUGCUUCGUUGGGACAGUUUCUUGAUCAAAUUUAAAUUAUGGGCUCAUCUUUGGAAUAAAAAAGCUGCUUUGACAUGUAAUUUUCUACUAUGUCAUGGAAUCUUUACCAUUUAGUGUGUCAUAUUGUUCGUACAUCAAACUCAUUUUGUUCCUCACCAAUUUUAUGAUAUUUAGUUACCAUUGCACUGUUCA
This is a messenger RNA of Argentina anserina (silverweed cinquefoil), 1646 nucleotides long. RefSeq names its product UDP-glucose flavonoid 3-O-glucosyltransferase 6-like. Gene Ontology annotation, molecular function: UDP-glycosyltransferase activity. NCBI's taxonomy places the organism in Eukaryota, Viridiplantae, Streptophyta, Magnoliopsida, Rosales, Rosaceae. The record is from RefSeq and is a predicted model, not a curated record. Bases 59 to 1489 code for a protein of 476 amino acids. The transcript has a single exon.